CGAGGGACCUCCUGUCGGAGAGUGAAGCUCCGCUGGUUUCAAUGAAAGAGGGGGAGAAGAGUAAUGCAGAGGGAUGUAAGAUGGCAGAGCUACAAAUGUUGUUAGAGGAAGAAAUUCCGGCUGGAAAAAGAGCCCUUGUGGAGAGCUACCAGAACCUUUCAAGGGUUGCGGAAUAUUGCGAGAACAAUUAUGUGCAGGCACAAGACAAGAGGAAAGCCCUGGAGGAGACCAAAGCCUACACCACCCAGUCCCUGGCGAGCGUGGCCUAUCAGAUCAAUGCCUUAGCCAACAAUGUGCUGCAGCUGUUGGAUAUCCAGGCUUCACAGCUGCGCAGGAUGGAGUCCUCCAUCAACCAUAUCUCUCAGACUGUGGACAUUCAUAAAGAGAAAGUUGCCAGACGAGAGAUUGGGAUCCUCACCACUAACAAAAACACCUCUCGCACCCACAAGAUCAUCGCCCCCGGGAACAUGGAGCGACCCGUGCGCUACAUCAGGAAGCCCAUAGAUUACACCCUGUUGGAUGAUGUGGGUCACGGUGUAAAAUGGCUUAAAGCAAAGCAAGGGAAUAACCAGCCAGCUCGGGCAGGUGGAGGAACAUUAUCCAGGACCAACCCACCCACACAGAAGCCCCCAAGCCCCCCCAUGGCAGGGAGAGGUACCCUGGGACGAAACACACCGUACAAGACCCUCGAGCCAGUCAAGCCUCCUGUGGUGCCUAAUGACUACAUGACCAGUCCAGCACGUCUGGGCAGCCAGAACAGCCCGGGACGCACAGCCUCACUCAAUCAGAGACCCAGAACGCACAGUGGCAGUAGUGGGGGCAGCGGUGGUCGGGAGAACAGCAGUAAUAGUAUGGGAAUCCCUCUGGCUGUGCCAACACCCUCCCCUCCCAGUAUGGCACCAGUAGUCCCUCCAGGUCCAGGUUUGGGCCCAAUCCCAAUGUCUCAGUUCGGAACAAUCUCCCGGCAGAUCUCCAGACACAAUUCCUCCACUACUUCUUCUUCCGCCUCUAUGGUGUCAGCUACCGGCACCUACCGGCGCGCCCCUGCUAGCUCCUCCCAGUUCUCUGUGCCUCAACCCCACCUGAACGGAGGUCCCACGUACCCCCAGAACACAAUGUCUGUCGCUCCACCACCUCCUCCCAUGGUGCAGCUGACGCCCCAGAUUCCCCUCACUGGCUUUGUAGCCAGAGUUCAGGAGAACAUAACAGACAGCCCAUCUCCUCCCCCACCUCCUCUACCUGAGGACACGCCCAUGUUUGAGGAAGCAGCUCCGCCCCCUCCACCUCCACCUGUGGAUUAUGAUGAAGAAGAUGCAGCUCUGGUGCACUACAAUGACCCCUAUGCUGAUGGAGACCCCCACUGGGCCCCAAAAUCCUAUAUAGAAAAGGUGGUGGCCAUCUAUGACUACACAAAGGACAAAGAUGAUGAGCUGUCCUUCAUGGAGGGCGCCAUCAUCUACAUCAUCAAGAAAAAUGAUGAUGGCUGGUUCGAAGGCGUGUGUAAUGGUGUGACCGGACUGUUUCCUGGCAACUACGUUGAAUCCAUCAUGCAUUACGCUGACUAAUACUAAAUCCCAGAGACAGCAUCCAAUGCAGCCAAUCAGUUACAAACAUUGCAAAGUGCAUUAGAAUAUGACUGAAUGUUUGUUUUUGUCCAAUCACCAAUGUAUGAAGGGAUCUACAAUGCUCACUGUUUGAGGAGACAGGGCUCGUAUUGCCUCUACAAAGAAUAUGAAAAGAAACAAACAAGUCUCACUACUUUCUGGUUAGGUUGCCUCAUAUAUUUUGUACAUAUAUUAAAGUGAGACGUUGCCUGUAGGCUGUUGCUAGUGUUUGUUUUUGUGCGUGUUUUGUCAUUGUACUGAGAUCUGUAUUUGCCAAGUGUCAGCUAGGGCUAGUUUGUUUUGGUUUUUUCCGAAAACUUUUCUCUCUCUCGCUCUCCUGCCUGUCUUUUUUUUUUUUUUUUUUUUUUUUUUAAACCAAACUGUCAAGCUCUUCCUUUACAGGAGGAAGAAAUGUUUGAAUGUCAUUUUUGGAAUAUUGUUAUGCCUGGACAAUAAUUAGGCAAAAAAAUAUAUAUAUAUAUAAAAAUGACAAUUAUGUCUUUACCUACAUUUCGCCUUCAGGAUUUGCUCAAAUUUUCUAUAAUUUUACCUCAUGACUGUAAGGGAAAAGACAGAUGCAGUAAUGUGCAGAGAUUCUUCUGCAUAUCAAACAAAACUUCAUAUGAACAUGUCCACGUUAUAUAUUUCACCCCAAGAUAAAAAAAAUAAUAACAAAAUCUAUUUUGCUCCUAGAUAAUUAUACCUAUGUUUUAGAUUUUUUCUUUUUUUGCAUUAUAUUAUUUUUAUGACAAUUCAGCACAUUUUCCCCAAAUUAUUAUUAUUAUUACCAUAAUGAAAAAAAAUCUCAUUCUCAUUACUGUAAUGUGAAAAUAUAUAUAUAUUAUUUAAUUUUUUUUAUACAUUCUGGCAUACAUACAUUUCAUACAUUUAUUGUACUGCCAUUAAUUUAUGCUGAUUUAAAAAUAAAAAUGCAUUACAGUAAUAAUAAUCACUAUUGAGUGUAAAGGGAAUUAUUUAAAAAAAAAAAAAAAAAACUCAAAAGUAAAUUUUCCGAUACAAUAUUAAAUGCAAAAAAAAUCUUAAUGGUCCUACAGGCUUUGUUUCCUUUAUGCAAUAUAUAUAUAUUUUCUUCUUCUUCUUCUUUUGUGACCUGGACAUGUUUUCAUGAGAUUCACCCAUAUAACUGUGAGUUUUAACUGUGCCAAGCUGGUCUUAGAUAUUGUUUUUGUUUUAAACUGCUGAAGUAUUGUGAACUUGAUUAUGUUGCACUGACCGGGCGACACUGGCUCACUAGCUGAACGAGUCUCAUUGCCCUCAGAUUAAAAUUUGUUACAUGAAGAAUUUUUUUUUUUUUUGUCAUUGUAAAUAAUAUGUAGGGGGACCAUGCAAAUCUGAAUUUGUGUCUUUCUAUUUUGACCAGUUCAGAAGUUUUGCUGAAUUUAGGCGAAAAUCCAUAGAUUUGAUGGAAAAAUCAAGUUUAGUGUAUAGUAUUGACGAAUGUGAGCUCAUAACUGUUAGCAUGGCACAAACAUCAAGAUGAUUCUCGUUUCUGGUUUUUAGAAGCGUCUCAAACUACUGUUGAAGGCGAGCAGUGUUUUAAUUUAUUUAAUCCAAUGAAAUAUCUGUGAGAAUGUAACUCACGUAGAGCUGUCUGAACAAUGACCACUUAAUGUUAAGCAUUGCAAGGCCUUGUCAUAAGAUGUGCAAGUGAUCUGUAAUUUAAAUGUUCCUUUGCAGAAUAUCUGCAAAUGAUAUAAUCUCUAUUAUCGUUUUGUAUAUAUAAUCUGUUUUUCUUUUUAUGUACAAUCUCUUUUUAUAAUAAAGCACUCUCCUGUGCAAAA
Molecule: messenger RNA, 3406 nt
Organism: Ctenopharyngodon idella (grass carp)
Lineage: Eukaryota; Metazoa; Chordata; Actinopteri; Cypriniformes; Xenocyprididae
Gene: abi1b
Product: abl-interactor 1b
Exons: 11
Coding region: 42-1565 (507 amino acids)
Cellular component (GO): lamellipodium; intracellular anatomical structure
Molecular function (GO): SH3 domain binding
Source: RefSeq, a predicted model, not a curated record